AUGUCGAGUGAAUCGGUAAAAAACUUUUCAAGUUUGGAAACCCCAGGGUAUGUGGGUUUCGCGAAUUUACCCAACCAAGUCCAUCGAAAGUCUGUGAAAAAGGGUUUCGAAUUUACCCUUAUGGUUGUUGGAGAAAGUGGAUUGGGGAAGUCCACUUUAGUUACCUCUUUAUUUCUGACUGAUUUGUAUCCAGAAAGACUUAUUCCGGGCGCUAUGGAAAAAAUGCAGCAGACUGUUAGAUUAGAACCUUCCACGGUUGAAAUAGAAGAGAGAGGUGUAAAAUUAAGAUUGACAGUUGUCGAUACUCCUGGAUACGGAGAUGCUAUCGAUAAUCGAGAUUCUUUCAAUGAAAUUAUCGGUUAUAUUAACCAACAGUUUGAGAGAUUUUUGAAAGACGAAUCCGGUCUCAAUAGAAAGAAUAUAAUGGAUAACAGAGUGCACUGCUGUUUUUAUUUUAUAUCUCCUUUUGGACAUGGAUUGAAGCCAUUAGAUAUAGAGUUUAUGAAGAAACUUCACAACAAGGUAAACAUAGUUCCUGUGAUCGCCAAAGCCGACGUUCUAACUAAAAAAGAAAUGCAAAAAUUGAAGAAAACGGUUUUAGAAGAAAUCGCGAAAAACGGCAUAAGGAUAUACUCAUUGCCCGAAUGCGACUCCGACGAGGACGAGGAAUACAAAGAACAGGUGCGCCAGUUGAAACAGGCUGUCCCGUUCGCCGUGUGUGGGGCUAACACGGAGCUGGAGGUGAAGGGUCGCAAGGUCAAAGGGCGAUUGUAUCCGUGGGGCGUCGUCGAAGUCGAAAAUCCGGAACAUUGCGAUUUCAUCAAAUUGAGGACGAUGCUGAUCACUCACAUGCAGGAUCUGCAGGAGAUCACGCAACAAGUCCAUUACGAAAAUUACAGGUCCGAGAGGCUGGCCAAAGAGGGACCCGUGCCCAAGAAGAAUGGGGUGGAAGACACGUCUGCACCGAUCUCGGAAAAAGACAAAAUAUUGCAGGAGAAAGAAGCUGAAUUGAAACGAAUGCAGGAAAUGAUUGCUGCGAUGCAAGCCAAAAUGCAACAAACGAAGUAA
Messenger RNA from Phyllotreta striolata, 1068 nucleotides. The record is from the annotation of a GenBank genome assembly. NCBI's taxonomy places the organism in Eukaryota, Metazoa, Arthropoda, Insecta, Coleoptera, Chrysomelidae.